GUGUUGACUGUGGUUCAUAGGGCAACAAACAGCAGCGUACGCCGCCGGGGGACAUCAAUGGUGGAGUACGCGUCUAUUCAGGGAAAGGUCUGAGGAAGACCAUUACUGGGGCUUACAUGGAGAGCUGAAACUGAAUAUGAGGCUAACAUCCUUAAUGAUGUACAUAUCUCCGGUUCUGCUUGUUAUUUUCUAUGUAUAUAUUGGAUUUUCCGAAGCUGCACCUCGCAUCCGCCCCUACGAUGCGUCGCCUAUCACCAGGAAGCCCGGCUCAGCCUCCGACACCUGGGAGACCUUCCACACCGACAUGCCUCCUCCUCUCCCCGAGAGCAGGUCAUCUCCCGGGCCUUUAGCAGGACUCACACCGGCGCCUGCUAUUGUUUCAGCCGGCCCGACGACCACCACUACCAGCCCUAUUUCUAAAACUGCAACCACCUUCCACCCCCAUACACCGGACCCGACCACCGCCAGAGCUGCUACUACUACGACCACCACCGCCCUCGAUACUCGAUUAAUGUCGGCCACGAAAAACCAAAUAACAGCGCCGAUUUCCAGGUUAACAAGCAAGAGAUCCACGGAUGCUCAGACACCACUGUUCACCCCGGAGAAAGCGCUGCAGACCAUGGUGUCCAUGGUGUCCCAGCGCACAGCGAACGAUGCCUGGGCUGCAGAUAAUAUUGGCACCUCAGUAGAGAAUAGUCAAGAGAGUCUUUGUAACUGCAGCAGUGGUAGUGAGGGGAUUCUGGAUCCGGACGAGUGUGAUCAGAGCACCGGUCAGUGCUCGUGUCUGUCCGGCUACACGGGGCUUCAGUGUGACGACUGCGAGGAGGGAUACUUCACAAACGGCACCAGCGGAUGCCUGCCCUGCGCCUGUGACUCCUACGGCGCGGUGAACCCCCUCUGCGACAGCUCAGGGAUUUGUGUGUGCAAGACGGGAGUGUACGGACCCAAGUGUGAUGACUGCCACCCAGGUUUCUUCCACUUCAGCAGCACGGGGUGCCGGCCCUGCCAGUGCAACAACCACACCAACUACUGCCACCCCCAGUCAGGUGUGUGUCUGAACUGUGAGGGGAACACGCAGGGAUCCAACUGUGAGGAGUGUAAGCCUGCUUUCUACCGCAGCCCUGGACCCGGAACCGCCCUGACCGAAGCCUGUGCACCCUGUCCCUGCUCCAACUCCACCUCCACCGGCACCUGUCACAUCGAUCCCAGUGGCUCCCCGGUGUGUGACCAGUGCCUUCCUCGGUACAGCGGCCCGCAGUGUGACCAGUGAGCAGGUUUCUACAAAUCCUCGGGGGUUUGUGUUCCAUGUGACUGCAGCGGGAACGCAGACCCUCAGGGCCCCGUCCAGCUCUGUCACCCCGACACCGGCAACUGCCUUCGCUGCGUCAACAACACCACGGGGCCCCAGUGCCAGCUCUGUGCUGCGGGCUUCAUAGGGGACGCCCGAGCACACAACUGCACCCGCCCAACACCGCGGAUUGUUCCCACACCAGUUGCUGCAACCACAACAACAGAGGCCCCCACGUCGAGCACACCCCACCCCUCCACGCCCACCACCAGCACCACUUUGACCUCCACGGCGAGAGGCCGCCCCGCCUCCACGUCCAGCGGCAACACGAGCAACGCGCUGAGCACCGCUGCCACCACUCAGGCCCUGCUGACUAGCCUGAGCAGCCCCACUGACAACACCACGGCCGCCCUGACCGAGGUCUCCUGGACCCAGUUCAACAUCAUCAUCCUGGCCGUCAUCAUCCUGGUGGUGCUGCUGCUCCUGGGCUUUGUCGGAGGCGUGUACACCUACCGGGAGUACCAGAACCGCAAGCUUAACGCCCCCUUUUGGACCAUAGAACUGAAAGAGGACAACAUCAGCUUCAGCAGCUACCACGACAGCAUCCCCAACGCUGACGUGUCGGGCCUGCUGGAGGACGAGGCCAACGAGGUGGCGCCCAAUGGCCAGCUGGCCCUCACCACGCAGGGCAACUGCUACAAGGCUUAGCACGGCAUCUAUCCCAAGACUAGCACAGCCAGAUGUACCGACGACACAAAGCUGCUGGAAAGUACCAAAUCCAAAGCUCCACAUGUUUGACUGCUUUUUUUUGCCCUGCUGGUCUGCAGCACUUCCCAACACGUUUUCCAACUGACGGUGAGAUCAAGCUGGUCAAAGUGAUCAAAGACGGGGAAGAGAGAGAGAGACAGACAGACUUCCACUUAAAACAUUUUCCCAUUUUGAUAUGAUUUUUGUGUGGAAUUAGUGAAAUGGGUCCAAAGACAUAAGUGUUUUGUUGGAGUUGUGCCUGCAGAGGGCGCUGUUCUGCAGAUGAGUUAAGUGAUUGGCUUGAGUGCAGGUGCACACAUACACCUGUCUGCUGAAACACAAAGUUAAGAGGACUCGCGGGCAGCCUAGCAUUUCAGAUAUUUUUAAAGAAAAUGGACUUCAGACUGUUUAAGUUAUAACCGGAUCACUGGAGCAGUGGUCUUAAACCUGAGACAAUGAUUGUUAUUUAAUGAAUUUUUUAUUCUGCUAUUAUUUAUUGGUUGAUGUUUUCAUUCUCGGGAGAAAUGCUGCACAUGUAAGACGUGUUUAUUCAUGGUGUUUUAUCUGAUGUGCUGUCGAAAUAGUCAUUUGAAUUGGCCAGUAUGUUUUUUUAUGUAUAGUUUCUGUGAUUUUGGAGAGAGUCGUGGGGGGGUGUAAGGCUGCUGGCACGAGCAUUGUGAUGACCUCCUCUUUUGUUAAUAGCUUCCUGUCUUUUUUUUUUUUUUCUAAGUGUGCCAGCUCACCUUGAAGUAUCUUAGAGGAGUGUUUCGUUUUUCAGGAACUACUACAAACUCGCACUGCUGCAAGGGCAGUGACUCAUCCUCCUCGGCUCGCGGAACACCACCACAAUCGACUCGCUUAUCUAAUCUGCUCUUUGCUGUCUACCUCAGCAAAAGUUGAACAAACCAUUUACAAAUGCUUAUGUCAAGGGUUGGGUUUGUGACUCGGGUGUCCGAUGGUAAGAGCGUCCCAAUCUCCUACAAUCAAGUUGCAUCAGCUCAAAGAGGGAUUUGCUGUCGGAGUGAUGGACUCCAAAGCUUCCCUCCUGGUCCUGGACGCGGAUCCUUGUUUUAUGUGUUGUUUGGAUUAGCAUUGGUUGGGUGCGCUUCAUUUAACCACAGUGAAUGAGUAGAGCUAAUUAUGGAACUAACUCCUCAGGUACUGGCUCUUUCCCUAAUGUGAUCACUGUAAAUAUAAUUAUUGUACAGAUGAAUGUGAAUAGUAGCACUAUUAUUGUACAGCUAGAAUACUGUGUACACUGUCACUCGACAAGCUCCCGACCUUUCACUCUGUCCCGGCUGGGUGUGACGUCGCAGUCAGCCCACAGCUUUUUGUAAUUUCUAUUUGAUUUCUUAUUCUCAGCCGACUAUGCCAUGAACACAGCUGCAGGACUACAAAAUGCACCACCCACGUCACAAAACCAAGAAUACGAUGAUGUAAAUAAUCCCCCCAAAAGUCAAAGCUCAACUCUCCAAUAAAAAUGGGUUUAACUGUU
Labrus bergylta (ballan wrasse) is the source of this 3530-nucleotide messenger RNA. RefSeq names its product multiple epidermal growth factor-like domains protein 9. Lineage: Eukaryota; Metazoa; Chordata; Actinopteri; Labriformes; Labridae. Gene Ontology annotation, biological process: tissue development; animal organ morphogenesis. The record is from RefSeq and is a predicted model, not a curated record.